AUGAGUGAAGAAAAAACAGGAGAACAGAAAACUACAGAGCAAACACCGAAGCCAUCUGAAGAAGUAUUAUAUCCAGAUAGGCCAAUAGAGCUCAUGAGAUUGCCUAACUUAGCAAGAACUGCAGGUGCAGCAGAUCAUCAAUUCAUAUCCGCGUUUAGAAAAUCUCCAUUUUACUUCGAAACAUCAUUAUCUCAACAGCAAGAAAGAGUAUUAAAUCCAACACGCCAUGAAUUACUUAAACACAUAACAACAGAUGCUCCAACGUUUGCUUUCCCAGCAUGCUUAUUAAAUCCGAAAGAUAAAAUUAAAUCUCUCGAAGAACUUAAAGGACAACAGGCCGAAGUUCUCGAUGAAGAUACAGUUAGACUCGAAUUCAAGAAUACAACAUCAAUUACAAGUGAAGAUGUCAUAGAUCAGGCUAAACUUGAUAGUUCUGAUGAUGACGAAGAAAAGUCUAACUCUGAAGAUGAUGAAGAUAUGGCUGCUGACUACGCCGCUCAGUAUGGUGACCAAGAAACGGGCGAUGUUGAUGAUGAAGAUGAUGAUGACGAAGGUGAUGAUGAUGAAUAA
Trichomonas vaginalis G3 is the source of this 570-nucleotide messenger RNA. RefSeq lists its product as uncharacterized. The record is from RefSeq and is a predicted model, not a curated record. The coding region runs from base 1 to 570 and encodes 189 amino acids. The transcript has a single exon. NCBI's taxonomy places the organism in Eukaryota, Parabasalia, Trichomonadida, Trichomonadidae.